UUCCAUCAGCCGCAUGCUUUCUUCCAAAUACCCUCACUAGUCACUACUACAUCCUACACACUCUCAUUCUGAUUCGCACACACCUAUAAAUCCCAUUGACCCCCCAAUCCUUUCUCUCACCUCAACCUCAACCUUCCACUCUCAAACUUCCCUUUCCUUAGCUGCUACUAUCUUUUCUUUCCUCUGUUACAUCCCCUUCCUCCUAACACACAUCCAAAAUCCCAAAUGGCUGUCUCAGGUUUUGAAGGGUUUGAGAAAAGAUUGGAGCUUCAUUUCUUUGGCGAUGAUCCAGCCAUGUUCCCACUUGGUAUAAGGAAGCUUGAGUUUGAGUCACUAGAACAAGUCCUUGAAGCAGUCCAAUGCACUGUGGUUUCCGCAGUUGGCAACUCAUACUUUGAUGCCUACGUGUUAUCAGAAUCAAGCCUCUUUGUUUACCCAACAAAGAUCAUCAUCAAAACUUGUGGCACAACCCAGCUUCUGAAAUCCAUUCUUCCCUUGAUCCACUACGCUCACCACUUAGGCCUAACCCUCUCCUCUUGCCGCUACACCAGAGGAAGCUUCAUCUUCCCCAAAGCACAACCUUUCCCUCACACUAGCUUCAAGGACGAAGUCACCUACUUGCAAGACACCAUCCCUUCAAGCCUCUGCUUCAGAAAAGCCUCCAUCAUGCCCUCCAAAUCCUCCUCUCACUCAUGGCACGUUUUCACUGCCAAUGAUAAUAACAUACACACACACACUCCCACGCCUUAUGAUCAUGAGUUAUUCACCAUGGAGAUCUGCAUGACCGAGCUGGACCCCAUCCUGGCACGCAAGUUUUUCCGGCGACCGGAAGACGAAAAAACCGGCGACUCUGCAGGGAAGGAGAUGACGGAGCUCACCGGAAUCAACGAAAUCAACCCGGAGGCACUUAUCUGCGACUUCGCGUUCGACCCGUGUGGGUAUUCGAUGAAUGGCAUGGACGGGGACUGGUACUCCACCAUCCACGUGACUCCGGAGGACGGUUUCAGCUACGCGAGCUUCGAGUGCGUGGGAUCCGUCAACGGCAACAUAGGACACGUGUUGAGGAAGGUGGUUCAGAUUUUCCGUCCUGGGACUAUGUCAAUAUCGACCACGUGCAAUGGCUUCAGCAACGACAUCAUGUGGACGCAGAUGGCUGGCGCGGUGGAGCCUCUCGGCUUGAAAUGUAGGAGUUGCGCAAUGGACAAGUUCCCCAACGCGGGUACAGUCGUGUUUCAAACGUUCACUCCUCGCCGGAAAAAUGUUUAAAGCCGGAGAAAUAAAAUAAAGCAGAGCGGCGGCGGGUGGAUAAAAGAUAUAAUAGGUAGGAAGUUAGAGUUAGUUGAAAAUUGUAGGGGGGGUGGUGACGUGGCAGAAUGUGAUUGGUUGUGAAGGAUGAUGAAUGUGGGUGGUAAGUAGAAGAGGAUGGAGAUGGAGGAGGGAUUAAUUCAUCUUUGGAAUAUUAUCAAAAAGGAAGGUAAGCUAAGCUAAGGGGGAGAGUGGGGAAGGUUGGGAUACUGGGAGGAUCAUCAUAAUGCACCCCACUUAGGCUUGUCACGCCUAAGAUUUUUGGAGAUGUGUAGUGGGUGUAAAAGUGCUCUUGUUUGAGGUUUAUAUUCAACUUUCUUUCUUUUGUUUCC
Molecule: messenger RNA, 1637 nt
Organism: Glycine soja
Lineage: Eukaryota; Viridiplantae; Streptophyta; Magnoliopsida; Fabales; Fabaceae
Product: S-adenosylmethionine decarboxylase proenzyme 4-like
Exons: 1
Coding region: 226-1266 (346 amino acids)
Biological process (GO): spermidine biosynthetic process; spermine biosynthetic process
Cellular component (GO): cytosol
Molecular function (GO): adenosylmethionine decarboxylase activity
Source: RefSeq, a predicted model, not a curated record